Messenger RNA from Racocetra fulgida, 184 nucleotides. NCBI's taxonomy places the organism in Eukaryota, Fungi, Glomeromycota, Glomeromycetes, Diversisporales, Gigasporaceae. The record is from the annotation of a GenBank genome assembly.
GAUCAACUGGAUAAUGAGCUUGAUGCACAUAUUAUAGAUCCUGAAAUCAUUGAUGAAGUAGAAAACUCAAUAGGAAAAGGAGCAACACGUUCUAUUAAAGAUGUGUUAAACUUUAUUAUACCUUCAAUGAUUGAAAAAGGUAAACUUAGUUAUUCAGAAUCGACACUUCAUAUUCGUAUUUCUG